Molecule: messenger RNA, 5361 nt
Organism: Xenopus laevis (African clawed frog)
Lineage: Eukaryota; Metazoa; Chordata; Amphibia; Anura; Pipidae
Gene: scube1.L
Product: signal peptide, CUB domain, EGF-like 1 L homeolog
Exons: 24
Coding region: 95-3130 (1011 amino acids)
Source: RefSeq, a predicted model, not a curated record
UGUCAGUCGGUGAGGCUUAAUCGCUCUGGGCUUGUCAGUAGUGUGUGUGGCUCUUACCCAGGAGGCUGCGUUGGCUUCUAUUGCUGUCUGUGCUAUGGGGGCUGUCUGUCUGUCCUUCUACCUGUGUCUGUCUCUCAGUCUCAUCUACACCAGCCUGGCAGCAAACACUGGACACCCAGACAGUGAUGAGUGUGCGGAGGGAACGGACGACUGCCACAUUGAUGCCAUCUGCCAGAACAGCCCGAAAUCUUACAGAUGUAUUUGCAAAGCUGGUUAUAAGGGACAAGGAAAAGAGUGUGAAGAUAUUGAUGAAUGUGACAAUGAUUACAAUGGCGGCUGCGUUCACGAAUGUAUCAAUAUCCCCGGGAACUACCGCUGCACGUGUUACGAUGGAUUUAUGUUGGCUCACGAUGGUCACAACUGUCUGGAUGUUGACGAGUGUUUGGAUAACAACGGGGGGUGUCAGCAAAUCUGUGUUAACACCAUGGGCAGCUAUGAGUGUCAGUGUAAGGACGGAUUUUUCCUCAGUGACAACCAACAUACUUGUAUUCAUCGCUCCCACGAAGGGAUGAACUGUAUGAACAAAGACCACGGAUGUGCCCAUAUCUGCAGGGAGACCCCCAAAGUUGGAGUGGCCUGUGAAUGUCGGCCGGGGUUUGAACUUGCCAAAAAUCAGAGGGACUGCACAUUAACCUGUAACUAUGGGAACGGAGGGUGUCAGCACACGUGCAACGACACAGAUACGGGCCCUGUAUGCGACUGCCACCAGAAAUUUGCCCUCCACUCCGACGGCAGAACUUGCAUUGUGUCAUCGUCUGGUUCAGCUGAGAUGACCACCCAAACCGACAUGCACCCCCUUCACCUCUGCUAUGGACUUGCACCCAAGCACACCCAGUGCACAGAAACGUGUGCCGUCAAUAAUGGAGGCUGCGAUCGAACCUGCAAAGAUACGGCGACCGGAGUCCGGUGCAGCUGUCCGGUGGGAUUUACUCUGCUGUUGGACGGGAAGACGUGUAAAGAUAUCGACGAGUGUCUGGUGAACAAUGGGGGCUGUGACCAUUUCUGCAGGAACACGGUGGGAAGUUUCGAGUGCAGUUGCCAGAGAGGCUUCAAGCUACUGACCGACGAGCGCAGCUGCCAAGACAUUGAUGAGUGUUCCUUCGAUAGGACCUGCGACCACAUCUGCAUCAACUACCCUGGGAGCUUCGAGUGCCUGUGCCACAAGGGUUACACUCUAUACGGCAUGAGCCACUGCGGAGACAUCAACGAGUGCAGCAUAAAUAAUGGCAGCUGUGACUACGGAUGUGUAAAUAUCUUGGGUGGAUAUGAAUGUUCUUGUCCCCCCGGGAAGAGAUUACACUGGAACAAGAAAGAUUGUAUCGAGAUGGUGAAAUGCCUCCCUAAUAGUAAACCUUCUCCCAGAGCUCAGCUGAUUUGCAGCAAGACAGGGGGAAUGGACAGCUGCUUCUUAUCCUGCCCGUCCAACACACUCUUCAUACCAGAUUCUGAAAGCAGUUACACACUGAGCUGUGGGGUUCCCUUCCAGCCGGGGAAGUCUGUGCAGAUGCGAAAUGUGACUCUUUCAUCAUCGUGCGGAGAUUCUGUGGCUCCUCCCAUAACGCAAAAAGCGCGAUUUAAAAUAAAAGACGCCAAGUGCCAUUUAAGACCCAGAAGUAAAGAGAAGAUCAGAGAGUCCGGACGGCAGUCACAGACAGACAACUGCCACGUUACGUUUGUGAACCUGAAGUGCGACUCGUCCAAAAAGAAACGCCGUGGGCACAACUCCCCCGCCAAAGAAGUCUCGCACAUCACCGCCGAAUUUGAGCUGGAAAUCAAGAGGGAGGAGGUGACAGAUUCCUGCAACUCAGACUGCGUGCGGAGAAAAAUGGAGCAGAAGCUGCAGACCGCCAUCAAAACGCUCCGAAAGUCCAUCAACAAGCAGCAGUUUUAUAUCCAGUUUUCUGGGGCGGAAUAUGAAGUGGCGCAGAAACCGGCGAAGGUAUCGGAAACGCAUGAACCGUGCAGCACCGGACACAUUCUGCUGGAUGGGAAAUGUGUUUCUUGUCCUGCUGGUACAUUUUAUAGUGAACACAAGCAGUGCAUCCCCUGUGCUCCGGGCACAUACCAGGAUACCAGAGGGCAGCUGACGUGUGAGCUUUGCCCAAGCAAUGACGGAUCAGGUAUCGCCGGAGCAAGAAACGUGUCUGAGUGCGGAGGACAGUGUGCUCCUGGGCACUACUCCCCCGAUGGCUUCAGACCCUGCAGGUCAUGCCCCCUGGGCUUCUAUCAGCCGGAGUCGGGCCGUACCAUGUGCUUCCCAUGCGGAGGGGGUCUGGUGACUAAAUAUGAAAGCGCUGUCUCUUUCCAAGACUGCGAAACAAAAGUUCAUUGUUCCCCGGGACAUUACUACAAUUCCGCAACUCACAGGUGUAUCAGGUGUCCGAUUGGAACGUACCAACCCGAGUUUGGACUGAAUUUUUGUGUAACGUGCCCGGGCAAUACCAGCACUGACUUUGAUGGUUCCACCAAUGUGACGCAUUGCAAGAACCAACACUGCGGAGGGGAAUUAGGAGACUACGCGGGAUACAUCGAGUCGCCCAACUACCCCGGAGAUUACCCGGCCCACAUCGAGUGCAUCUGGAACAUCAACCCGCCUCCUAAGAGAAGGAUUCUUAUAGUUGUCCCGGAGAUAUUCCUUCCCAUCGAAGAUGAGUGCGGAGACGUCUUAGUGAUGAGGAAAAGUGCUUCCCCGGCCUCCGUAACGACAUAUGAGACUUGUCAGACGUACGAGAGACCCAUUGCCUUCACCUCGCGCUCACGGAAACUCUGGAUCCAGUUUAAAACCAACGAGGGAAACAGCGGCAAAGGAUUCCAAGUUCCCUACGUCACGUAUGAUGAGGACUAUCAGCAGUUAAUAGAAGACAUCGUUCGUGACGGGAGAUUAUAUGCUUCUGAGAACCAUCAAGAAAUAUUAAAAGACAAGAAGCUGAUCAAUUCCCUAUUCGAUGUAUUAGCGCACCCCCAGAACUAUUUCAAGUACACAGCACAGGAAUCCAAGGAGAUGUUUCCAAGGUCUUUUAUUAAACUGCUGAAGUCAAAAGUCUCCAGGUUUUUACGGCCAUACAAAUAACUUUAUUCUAUUUGCCCCCCACACCCUCCCUGUUAUUUCCUUUCUUGGUCCACUUAUUUUUCCUCAAAGUAGAAAAAAAAACCAAAAUCUGUCCUAUUUACGGCAAAUAUUCCUGCACAUUGGAAGAAUACGGACAUGGAUUUAACAGAAAUCACCUUCGGAAGCCCCAAGACUGAAGUGACCAACUGCAAUCAUUGACUUCCAAAGCUGCAGGACAUUCAGAUAGAAUUAUGCUGGAAUCCAGUAUAAACAGAAGGAAAAUCCAUUCUAGACGGAAGGGGAAUCCAGUAUAGACAGAAGGGGAAUCCAGUCUAGACUGAAGGGGAAUCCAUUCUAGUCGGAAGAGGAAUCCAGUAUAGACAGAAGGGGAAUCCCGUAUAGGUGGAAGGGGAGUCCAGUAUAGAAGGAAGGGGAAUCCAGGCGGAAGGGGAAUCCAUUCUAGUUCGGAAGGGGAAUCCAUUCUAGUUCGGAAGGGGAAUCCAUUCUGGUUUGUAAGGGGAAUCCAUUCUAGACAGAAGGGGAAUCAAGAUGGAAGGGGAAUCCAGUAUAGACGGAAGGGGAAUCCAGACGGAAGGGGAAUCCAGACGGAAAGGUGAAUCCAUUUUAGUUUGGAAGGAGAAUCCAUUCUAGUUCGGAAGAGGAAUCCAUUCUAGACUGAAGGUGAAUCCAGUCUUGACGGAAAGCGAAUCCAUUCAAGACGGAAGGGGAAUCCAGUAUAGACAGUAGGGGAGUCCAGUCUAGACUGAAGGGGAAUCCAGGCGGAAGGAGAAUCCAUUCUAGUUCGGAAGGGGAAUCCAUUCUAGUUCGGAAGGGGAAUCCAUUCUGGUUCGGAAGGGGAAUCCAUUCUGGUUUGGAAGGGGAAUCCAUUCUAGACAGAAGGGGAAUCCAGAUGGAAGGGGAAUCCAGUAUAGACAGAAGGGGAAUCCAGACGGAAGGGGAAUCCAGAUGGAAGGGGAAUCCAUUUUAGUUCGGAAGGGAAUCCAUUCUAGUUCAGAAGGGAAAUCCAUUCUAGACUGAAGGGGAAUCCAGUCUUGACGGAAAGGGAAUCCAUUCAAGACGGAAGGGGAAUCCAGUAUAGACAGUACGGGAGUCCAGUCUAGACUGAAGGGGAAUCCAGUAUAGACGAAGGGGAAGCAGUCUAGACAGAAGGGGAAUCCAGUAUCGAUGGAAGGGGAAUCCCGUAUAGAUGGAAGGGGAGUCCAGUAUAGAAGGAAGGGGAAUCCAGGCGGAAGGGGAAUCCAUUCUAGUUCGGAAGGGGAAUCCAUUCUGGUUUGGAAGGGGAAUCCAGACGGAAUGGGAAUCCAUUUUAGUUCGGAAGGGGAAUCCAAUUUAGUUUGGGAAUCCAUUCUGGUUCGGAAGGGGAAUCUAUUCUUGUACGGAAGGGGAAUCCAUUCAAGACGGGAGGGGAAUCCAGUCUAGACAGAAGGGGAAUCCAGACGGAAGGGGAAUCCAUCCUAGUUCGGAUAAGGAAUAGGGAUGGGCGAAUUUUUUCGCCUUGUUUCACUGUGGAAAUGGCGCCCAUAGACUUGUAUGGCGUUGUGCGUCAACAUUUUUUUUGACACCCGUAGACUUUAAUGGCCGUCGGCGACAUUUUGCCGGUGGCGAAUCUUUGACGAAACGGGUCAAAUUCACCCAUCCCUAAUGGGGAAUCCAUCCUAGUUCGGAUGGGGAAUCCAGAUGGAAGGGGAUUCCAUUCCAGAGAGCUGUUGGGAAUUACCUCGGAUUAUAAAAGUAUUUGUGCCACACGGGGGACCGGCUGGAUUUAAAGUGAAAGGCGCAGGAGAUUCCCAAGGCUGCUGUACAUGGGGUGGGAUUCCAGUGCCCAUUUCAGCCGUUUGGGUGAACCUCGAUUAUUGGCACUUUCAGCUGCCGGAAAAUGAAACAUUUGUGAUUGGAACGACUCAAAUCGCUGGGCACUGGGGGCACGUUGGCAGCAGCCCAGUUAGAGCCUCCCGCCCCCUCUGCAUUUGGUUUCUCCCCUCCACUUUACAACAGGGGGUCCACAAUGGGACGGCCGUUGCGACUGCCACUUACAGUGGAUUACAAAAACAUUUCUAGAACUUUCCAUUGGGGGGGUGUUUUUUUUAAAAAAAUUUUGGUUACAGAAACUACUUCCGAGCAAGUUUUACUGUGAGAGGUGACGUGUAGUACAAUGAGUAUGUUUAAAUUGCACUUGAAUUUUCUAUGUAAUGUUGCAAGGGGAGGAAAUAUAUAUAUAUAUUUUUUUUGUA